This is a messenger RNA of Danio rerio (zebrafish), 1205 nucleotides long. The record is from RefSeq and is a predicted model, not a curated record. NCBI's taxonomy places the organism in Eukaryota, Metazoa, Chordata, Actinopteri, Cypriniformes, Danionidae.
AUUAGUGGAUGCUGCUGUUAUUGUCCUCUAGAUGGCAGUAGUGCUGAGCACACAGUUAGCAGAGGCAUUAUCCGAGUAAAAGCUCAGAGCAAGGAAAACUCGUGUGGAGGUUCAGUGCUGAAGAAAUCACGACAACACACUCCAGCUUUUAUAUUGAACCUUCUGCUGCCAGACUGUUUAUCUGACGGACACUUCAGCUGCUUGCCUUUAUUCAGUAUAUAUUGGGGCUCAACUGUAAAUUCCUCUACAGAAGCGAUCAGGAACGCUGGACUUUGUUAUUUCAGCUGAUAUUUCAUACACAAACAGGACUAAUUGAGGAGACACGCAUGUUAAAAUGAGAGGAAAAGCUCACUCACUGAAGAGAAAAGACAAAAAACGUGUCACCUGCACUCAGUGUGGAAAGAGUCUGGCAAACAAAGACAGUCUCAAGGUCCACAUGCGGAUCCACACUGGAGAGAAACCAUUCACAUGUUCUCAGUGUGGGAAGAGUUUCAGAGAUGCAUCUGCCCUUAAGAAACACAAGUUGAUCCACACUGGAGAGAAAACACACACAUGUGAUCAAUGCGGAAAUUCCUUUCUGUUGGCUUCAAGCCUGAAUGAUCACCUUAGAGUUCAUGCAACUGAGAAGCCUUCAUGCUCUGUGUGUGGAAAGAGUUUUGUACAUCAAAGAAAUUUAAGAAAACAUCAGAAGAUCCACACCGGUGUGAGAGAGUAUGUGUGCUUUGAGUGUGGAAAGACUUUUAUUACAGCUGCAAACUUACAACAACACCAGAUGAUUCACACUGGAGAGAAACCUUACAUGUGUUCACACUGCGACAAGAGAUUCAGUCAGUUACCACAUCUGAAAGCACAUGAGAGGACGCACACUGGAGAGAAACCGUACAUGUGUUCCCACUGUGACAUGAGAUUUAGUCAGUUAUCACAUCUGAAAAUACAUGAGAGGAUUCACACUGGAGAGAAACCGUACAAGUGUUCACACUGCGACAAGACAUUCACUCAGUUAGGAGGCCUAAAAAAACAUGAGAAGAUUCACAUUAAGGAGAAACAAGUGAGAUUCAGUCAGUCAGAAACAUUGAAAAACACACAAGAGGGUCACAUCUGAGAAUAAUCUUUUGUCGGGAGAGCAGGACGAGAAUUGGAGAAUGGCAGACUUUGUCUUUUAUCAGUGGAGUUCGUUCACAUUUAGACACAUCGCCGUGCUGCUG